AUGGGCAGAACACUCGACUCGCCUGAGCAGCGCAAUUACUUUGCGGUGGGUGACAAACACGAGUUCGACCCUGAAAGAUGGACACCCAACGGUGAUGCUGCAGAACAAGAUCUGCUGCCCAAACGCGAACCAGAAACGCAUGUCAAAGUGCUCAUCGUAGGUGCGGGUUUUGCCGGCCUGAUGGCGGCGCUCGAGUGCUGGAGGAAAGGCCACGACGUGGUGGGCAUCCUGGACCGGAACCAGGGCCCCAACUUUAGCGGCGACCUCAUCAUAAUCCAACCUUCGGCCCUGGAGGCGGUGAGGCACUGGCCGCAGAUGUGCCGCGAGCUCGAGGAGGACAAGGUCACGGCGGGGACGUACUACUACCGCCACGACGGCGAGCUCAUCGACGGGCCCGCGCAGCCCAACUACAAUGCCCCGGAGCAUGUUGCCGAGCGGCAGCGCAGGCUUGGGGAGUUCCCCUACUGCGGCGCCGUGCAGAUCCGAAAGAAGUUCUACCGCAUGCUGCUGCGUCAGGUCGCUCGUCUGGGCUUCACGGUUGAUUACGGCCGGCGCGCCGAUAGCUAUUUUGAGGACGAGAAUGCCGGGCUGGCUGGUGUCGUCUUGACUGACGGCUCAGUGCGAACGGCUCACGCUGUCAUUGCGGCCGAUGGGUUCCGGUCACGCUCAGAGCUCCUGAUAGCUGGCGAGUACGCGCCAACUCGAUCCAGCGGAAUGUCGGUCUACCGCACAGCGUUCCCAGCCGAGCUGGCCUUUGCCGACGAGAUGGUGCGCCAGCGAUGGGGGGGCAAGCAUACCUAUGAGUUCUGGAUGGGCUCGGGCAUGCACAUCGGGCUGUAUCUCUCGCCGGAGGUUGUGGCCUUUGGCAUCACUCCGCGGGACGAGUUCCUGGACCCCAACAAGGUCGCGAAAGAGUCGUGGACCCCAGACGUCGACCCGGACGAGGUCAUCGAAGUCAUGCGCCGGGCGAGGCUUCCCGGGCCCGGCGCAGGGUCCGACUGGCACCCCGUCAUCGAGGCCCUGGUGCGCACGGCACCCCGCGGCAACCUCAUCCACUGGCCACUGCGCUGGCGCAACCUGAGCCGCGACUGGGUAUCCAGUGGUGGAAGAGUUGUCCAGAUUGGCGACGCCGCCCACUCCACCGUGCCCUCCUCGGCCGCCGGCGGCACGCUCGCCCUCGAGGACGCCAUCACCCUGGCGUCCUGCCUGCAGCUGUCAGCCGUGCCCGGCUCGGCGCCCGGCCCCGGGUGCGGCGCCGGCGUCCCCUUCGGCACGCGCGUCUACAACCUGUUGAGGUACGAGCGCGCGAGCUGCACGCAGAAGAUGGCCUUUGUCAACGCCCAGGUGCUGGGCCACACCAUCGACUGGGACGACCUGAGGCGGAACCCCGAGAAGGCGCGGGUGCGCUACCCCAAGUGGCUUUUCCGGCAUGACCCGGAGGCUUAUGUCUACGAGAACUACGGCCGGGCAUUUGCACACCUGGUGAGCGGGUCCGAGUUCCGCAACACGAAUAUUCCCCCUGGUCACAAUUUUGUGCACUGGACUAUUGAGGAGAUCCACAAGCAGAUGGCGGGUGGGAAGAGGGUUGAGGAUCUAUUAGAUGGGGACUGGACGUAG
Molecule: messenger RNA, 1617 nt
Organism: Diaporthe citri
Lineage: Eukaryota; Fungi; Ascomycota; Sordariomycetes; Diaporthales; Diaporthaceae
Exons: 2
Coding region: 1-1617 (538 amino acids)
Biological process (GO): secondary metabolite biosynthetic process
Molecular function (GO): FAD binding; monooxygenase activity
Source: RefSeq, a predicted model, not a curated record